This is a messenger RNA of Aspergillus versicolor CBS 583.65, 884 nucleotides long. RefSeq names its product SDR family NAD(P)-dependent oxidoreductase. Lineage: Eukaryota; Fungi; Ascomycota; Eurotiomycetes; Eurotiales; Aspergillaceae. Bases 6 to 884 code for a protein of 292 amino acids. Gene Ontology annotation, molecular function: oxidoreductase activity. The transcript is spliced from 2 exons. The record is from RefSeq and is a predicted model, not a curated record. Gene Ontology annotation, cellular component: cytosol.
CCAUCAUGGCCCCAGCACCCGAUCUCCCCGGCUUGGUCUCCUUCACCAAAUCCUGGCACAGCGAGCCCUACCCCUUCAUUUCUCCCACCAGACCGGGACUCUCAGCCGCUGGCAAGAACGUCGUUAUCACCGGCGGGGGUACAGGAAUUGGCAAAGCGAUCGCAAUAGCAUUCACCCAAGCCGGCGCCAAGUCUGUCGCGAUUAUCGGGCGCCGAGUCAACAAGCUCGAAGCAACCGCGCAGGCAAUCAAGGAGGCGGCAACAACAACGACCCAAGUCAUUAUAGAGGCCGGCGACAUUACGCAUCUUAAAUCUAUCAAGACCGCGCUUGAGAACAUCGUGGCAGAGGUCGGGCAGAUUGACAUCUUUGCCUCCAACGCCGGCAUGCUCCCUACGCCUGCUCCGGUCUUCGGGUAUAGCGAGGCAGAUCUCCGAGUGGCCUUUGAGACCAAUUUUAUCGGCGCGUUUCACUCUCUGCAAGCGUUUCUCCCGCUGGCUGCGCCUGGUGCUAAAGUAUUCAACACAAGCUCCGGCAUUGCACACUGGGCGCCGCAGAAAGAGCUGCCCGGUAUGUUCAGCUACGCGGCUACAAAGCUAGCGACAAUCAGAAUGUUCGACUACUUUGCUGCGGAGAACCCGGGGAUUCAUGUUGUCAAUAUCCAGCCGGGCAUCAUUGCUACAGAGGUCAACCCUGACAUUACUGAGGGGCCGGAUACGGUGGAAUUACCAGCUCACUUCCUUGUGUGGCUUGCGUCGGACGAAGCCAAGUUUCUGAAGGGCAGGUUUGUCUGGGCGAACUGGGAUGCCCAAGAGCUUAUCGCGCGAGCGGGCGAUAUUCAGAAAUCAUUGCUUCUGAAGGUUUCCUUGAACGGAGUUGAUAUGUAA